AUGACAUUCCAUCGGACAGUUGUGUUAUUUAAGACGAGAAGUGAAGAUGCUUCACAUUGUCGCAAUCUUUUCCCCCCAAAGAUAUGGCGGCGUUUUAAGAAUACUGAGCAGAAGGUAGGCGCCCACAGAGUCAUUGAGUUCGAUGGCCCAUCGGGCGUAUAUAAGGUUAUCACAGGUCGGCUUGUCGAUGGUAAAGGAGACAAUACGCAAACCGUCAGGUUUUUUGAUAAGGCAUGCUCUUGUGAAAAGUGGCAGAAUUAUAGGCUUCUUUGUUCAUACGCUUUGGCGGUGUGCAGGAAUAGAGGUGACAAUCUGGAAUUGCUUGUGGAUCAGCAGUUUACCAAAACGAGGUGGGCCGUGCAGUAUUCAGGGAAGUUUAACCCACUGCCGCAUCAAGAUAUUUGGCUCCAUCCUGGAUGGGAACUGCAGGCAGAUAGGAGCAAGUUUGUUGCACGUCGGGCAGGGCGGGUUCGAGCUAACAGAAUUCGAAAUGAGAUGGAUGAAAGGGAUCCAGACGAACCAAGAAGAUGUCGAAAUUGUCAUCAGACAGGAUAUGGUAUUUUGAUAUUUGAUUGA
Coffea arabica (coffee) is the source of this 576-nucleotide messenger RNA. RefSeq lists its product as uncharacterized. Gene Ontology annotation, molecular function: zinc ion binding. Lineage: Eukaryota; Viridiplantae; Streptophyta; Magnoliopsida; Gentianales; Rubiaceae. The record is from RefSeq and is a predicted model, not a curated record.